Messenger RNA from Patiria miniata (bat star), 3030 nucleotides. Its product is annotated as cationic amino acid transporter 2-like. Gene Ontology annotation, cellular component: plasma membrane. The record is from RefSeq and is a predicted model, not a curated record. The coding region runs from base 312 to 2276 and encodes 654 amino acids. The transcript has 13 exons. Gene Ontology annotation, molecular function: amino acid transmembrane transporter activity. Gene Ontology annotation, biological process: transmembrane transport; amino acid transport. NCBI's taxonomy places the organism in Eukaryota, Metazoa, Echinodermata, Asteroidea, Valvatida, Asterinidae.
GUGUUUUCUGUGCAUUCUUUGUCACGGCUUCAAAAUAUAAACAUGCAAGUUAUGAAACGAAGGUCAGAUUCUGUAUACCGUACAGAAGUUGGAUCACUGCGUUGGUGUUCGUCUUGAUCUGCCUCGUUGCUAUCCUCAUCUAUGUGGCAGUGCAACAUCUGCUCCUCUGUCAACUGAGUUACCGUCAAAUGCUCGUCUCUUAGGGCUUAAAGGAUUCUAACUAACAAAGACAGCCCAACCGGUGGUGCAGUUGUCGAGACGCCGAUACCAGCAAAUAGGUGGUGUGGGGUUCAGACGAAGCCUAGGGCAACAUGGUGCUACGUGCAAUCGCACGGGCUCUGACCCGCAAGAAGAACAUCACCGAAGAAACCCAGAGAGAGAGCCACCUACGGAAGUACCUGUCGACCCUUGACCUGGUGCUGCUGGGGGUGGGGAACACCCUAGGGGCCGGGGUGUAUGUUGUCACCGGUGUGCUGGGCAAACUCACGGCCGGACCCGCCAUGAUUAUCUCCUUCCUGAUCGCGGCCAUUGUCGCCACACUGUCUGCUCUUUGCUAUGCCGAGUUCGGGGCACGCGUUCCCAAGGCUGGCUCCGCCUACGUCUACACAUACAUCUGCAUGGGAGAGGCCUGGGCGUUCCUGGUGGGCUGGAGCGUCUUUCUCCAAAACGCCAUUGGAGCUGGUUCCGUUGCGCGCAGUGCCAGUGCCUACAUAGACGAUUUAGCUGGUAACCGUAUAGAGGCGUACAUGUUGUCUACUCUGCCAAUGGAAUCCGGCAUCUUGGCAAAGUACCCGGAUUUCAUCGCUUUGGCAAUGUGCCUAGCAUUAUCAGUUGCUCUCGCUUUUGGCGCCAGAAUGUCGUCCAACGUGAACAACGUGUUCACCGCCGUCAACCUAUUCAUCAUCAUCUACGUCAUCGUCUGCGGCCUGUUCCGAUUGGACGCCAGCUACUGGCACAUCCCAGCCGACCAGUUACCCAAGGGGCCUUGCAAGGUGUUGCCUGGUAACCAGACGUCCGAAGAGCAAUGUGAAAGCUACGGCACUGGGGGUUUCAUGCCGUACGGUCUGAGUGGAGUAAUGGUUGGUGCAGCCAUGGGGUUCUAUGGCUUCAUCGGAUUCGAUGUCAUCUCAACAGCGGCCGAGGAGGCGCACGACCCCCAGAGGUCCAUCCCCUUGAGCACCAUGGCAACGGUUUUCUUCGUGUUCCUGUCUUUCUUCUGUGUGUCCAUUGUGCUGACCAUGAUGUGCCCUUACUACCUGCUGGACGAGAGGGCGCCCUUACCUGAAGCCUUUGGGCGGAUUGGCUGGACGGUGGCCAAGUAUGUCGUCACGGUGGGCGGCAUUGUGGGAUUGAUGACCAGUUUGAUUGGAUGUAUUUUCGCCCUUCCGCGGUUUAUCUACUCCAUGGCCUCCGAUGGUCUGCUCUUCGAAUGCUUGGCUACCGUGAGUGAGCGCUUCAAAAUGCCCGUCAACGCCUGUGUCUUCUGCGGCGUGGUAGCAGGUGUUAUGGGCAUGCUACUUGACAUUGGUUCGCUGGUCUCGAUCGUGGCUGCAGGAACUCUCAUGCCGUACGGACUGGUAGCCGCCAGCGUGAUGAAACUGAGAUACGAACCAGAUUACGAGUCUAUUGCAGCCGCAACUCAUCUGUAUCCUACGGUGGGUGAAGGAGAACAUGCGACGUUUAUGGACUCAUUUGCAUCCCUCCUCAAUCAAGCUGUGCAGCCACGGUAUGCCGAGGCCACCGUACUCUCGUCAAGGGUGGUGACUUUUGCAGUAUUUCUAUUAACUCUUAAUUUCAUAGGUAUAUCGUCAGUCAUUGUGUUCGCCAGUGACUGCCUGCUGAACAAGGAGCCAUGGGCUUUGGCGGUGACGUCAUUAAUGAGCGCCCUCAUCGUCAUCCUGUUGAUAGUUAUAGCCAGACAACCGCAGAGCAAUGCCGUGCUCGCAUUCAAAGUCCCGAUGGUGCCCUUGAUACCGGCAACCAGUCUAUUCAUCAACAUUUACCUGCUUGUACAGAUAGAUAGACUGACGUGGGUCCGUUACCUGACCUGCAUGUGUGUAGGAGUUGUCAUUUAUUUAGCGUAUGGGGUGUGGAACAGCAAGCAGCGGGGCAUGGACCCGAUGACUCGGCGACACAAGAAACUGGUGACGUCGGCGAGAAAUGGCGAGAAAGCACAGGAGUUGGAGCAGAGCGGGAAGCUUGGCAGACUGGAUGAAAACGGCGCACCCGCAACUCACGCAUUGUCGUCUGCGUUUGACAUGUCCCCAGUUUUAUAAUUUCGUUUCCCAAUAUCUUUUUGUUUUCAUUUAGUUCUCUUUUAUUUUUGCAAGUACAUGGUUGUAGUGCAUUCGCACCUUAUCAAUGCUUGUGUGCGAUAAACGAAUACGAUAUAGCGCCACCAAGCAACUUAAUUAUGCUGCUAGACAAGGGAAAGGAAGCUGAUUGGAUCAAUAUUCGCCUAGUUAUAACUGACCGGAAGAGGGCGUAAUAUACGUCGCCCGCAUACUGACCGCAUGCUCUCGCUUUAGUACUGUGUGCUACGAAAUUUCUAAAAACAAAAUUGUUCUAUUUGCUUUGGACUUUUAAUUGCUUUGUCAGUUUCUACAAACAUUUGUUUAUUAUCCUUUUGAAUUACCUUUUUUUUUAUAUCUCAUUUGUAAACAACUCAUCAAAUUAGUACGCUUUUCUCUCAAAAUGUUUACUAUUUUUUUCUUUUCAUUUUUAGUGCUUUGAUGGCGGAUUGCAGUCUAUUUUCUCAGUUCGACGCAUUGUUUGGUGAUCCAUUGCUUAUCAAACACAUACUGCUAGAGGCAGUGGGUGAUAUUUAGUGCUGUUCUCUAUUAAGCAAAAUUAAAAUGAAAACAAAUAUGUCAACCCUCAUUAAAAGAAUCCUCGAUAUUUCAAUUUCUAACAAUAUUUGCCAGACUUUUUCACAAGAUAUACGAGUAUCAGAUUAGGCAUGCACUUUUAAUAUUAUAAUUGUUACAUAUGCAAAGUUAACAUAAAGUUAUUUCGAAUAACAGAAGGAGA